Molecule: messenger RNA, 486 nt
Organism: Schistosoma curassoni
Lineage: Eukaryota; Metazoa; Platyhelminthes; Trematoda; Strigeidida; Schistosomatidae
Source: the annotation of a GenBank genome assembly
AUGUCAGAAAAAAGUUCGAAACCAUCGCCGCUGUUAAUUCCUCCUUCAAAUAAAGGUUAUCAACUUUUAACUAGAAUAGGUUGGCGUGAUGCUGCCCUCGAUCCAGAAUAUGAAGAACUGAAAACUUCGAAAGUACAGUCUGGCAUUUCAACUAACGAGUAUAAAUCACAUUUCUGCAUUAAAAACGGUGGUUUGGGUGCUUCCAGACCAGGUCGACGCUUUCCUGUAGCAACCGUUUUAAAACGCGAUCGUCUCGGUUUUGGAUGGCCAAAUAAAACAAAUACUGCAAGAAUUACACAUUUCAGCGCAGGUGAUUCAAAAGCAGUUGAAUAUCCCAAAGACGUGAGACGACUUCGUCACUCAUCCAUUAAAAUGGACUCGAAAUAUAUGAUAAGAAAAAUGAAUUUAGAAAAGAAGAAAGAACGUAUUAUAAGACAAGGGUUUAAUUUGACUGAUGAACAGUUAGCUUUGCUCUAUGACAAAUAA